CACUUCGCUUUAUAUACCCAACCCCGACGCCUCCCUUCUGCUGCGUCCACUCCCUUUCGAUCUCUCGGACGAAGCCCAGAAUGGCCGGGUGCAGCACCUCCGCAGCUCUGGGAGUUCUCCUCCUCUUCUGUUGCUCGACAUGGGCCGCGGCCACCGACUACACCGUGGGAGAUUCCACGGGUUGGACCAGCGGGUUCGAUUACUCCAAGUGGACGUCCGGGAAAACCUUCGUCACCGGUGACACCCUCACGUUCAACUAUAUCGCCGGAUCACACACCGUAGACCAAGUGAGCGCCACCGACUACAGCGCCUGCUCCGCCAGCAACGCCCUCAGCACCGACAGCAACGGGCAGACGACGGUCACGCUCUCCAAGGCAGGCACGUACUACUUCAUCUGCGGGGUCUCCGGCCACUGCAGCAACGGGAUGAAGGUGGCGGUCCCCGUCACGGCAUCCUCCACCAGCUCGCCCUCCCCUCCAUCCAGCUCCACCACCACCCCGCCCUCCGCCGGCACCACGCCGUCCACCACUACCCCGUCCACCAAUAAAUCCAGCCCCAGAACUGUCUCCCUGCCUUACGUGGUGACGCUAACUGGGCUGAUGCUGCUCAAACUGCUGCUGCUCUAGGCUUGGCCAGGGUGGAGACAGUGCUCUUGCUCAUGAUCCUCUGUUUCUCGUUCAUUCGGUAGUAGAUAAUUUGCACUGUGACUUGGGAGCUUCAUUAUGGUGGUCAUUGUUGUAUCAUCUUGACUCAAAACUCUAUGCGAGUGUAUGUGUGGAGUUGUUCUGUUC
Messenger RNA from Musa acuminata AAA Group (dessert banana), 791 nucleotides. Its product is annotated as blue copper protein-like. The transcript has 2 exons. NCBI's taxonomy places the organism in Eukaryota, Viridiplantae, Streptophyta, Magnoliopsida, Zingiberales, Musaceae. The record is from RefSeq and is a predicted model, not a curated record. The coding region runs from base 81 to 626 and encodes 181 amino acids. Gene Ontology annotation, molecular function: electron transfer activity. Gene Ontology annotation, cellular component: plasma membrane.